GUUUCGUGAAAGACAUACCUGUCCCAUACUUUACUCCGCCGCCGCCGGUUUUCUUUUCCUCCCAACAUCCGCCCUCCUCCGUCACACAACCACCCAUUCUCAAUUUCAUCAAACCAGCAUCUCGUGAACUCCGUCACCCACCUCCAUCCUCUUGUUGAUUUCUGAGAUUCCAAGGCUAAAAUUUCCCCUAGAAAACCCCAAUUACCACACUCCAAAAUCCCAAUUUCAAACACAAACACAAUGAAUUGCUCUAUAAAACAUUCAUCACCAUCUAUCUCAAGCUCGAAUUCAAUACCCCAAAAGGGUUCUUCCCAAAUUUCAUUCAAAAUCCAAUAUUUACAACCAACACCCUUCAAUUUCAACAUCAAACCAUCGUCAAUCACCUUCAAGAAACCCCUUUACAUCUCCCACAUUCAAGAUUUUGGCGGGUCAAUCAGAAAAAUUAACCAUGGAGCUGUGUGCAACGCGUAUGAAGCUGACCAUUCGCAGCCAUUGGAGAUCAAGAUGGACGAAAUGGCUCAAUCUGAAGCUGGUCAGAAGAUGAAAAUUGGAUUGUAUUUUGCGACUUGGUGGUCUUUGAAUGUGGUGUUUAAUAUUUAUAACAAGAAGGUCUUGAAUGCUUUUCCGUUUCCAUGGCUAACAUCAACACUUUCUUUGGCUGCUGGAUCUUUGAUUAUGUUGGUUUCUUGGGCUACUAAGAUGGUUGAAGCUCCAAAAACCGAUGUUGAGUUUUGGAAAACUCUGUUUCCGGUUGCUUUAGCGCAUACAAUUGGACAUGUAGCAGCUACAAUUAGUAUGUCAAAAGUUGCAGUUUCAUUUACACACAUUAUCAAAAGCAGUGAACCUGCUUUUAGUGUAUUGGUUUCAAGGUUCUUUCUUGGUGAGGCGUUCCCAAUGGGGGUAUAUUUGUCACUUUUGCCAAUCAUUGGAGGUUGUGCACUAUCUGCUUUAACCGAACUCAACUUCAAUAUGAUUGGGUUCAUGGGAGCAAUGAUAUCGAAUUUGGCAUUUGUGUUUCGAAAUAUAUUUUCUAAAAAAGGAAUGAAGGGCAAAUCCGUCAGUGGGAUGAAUUACUAUGCUUGCUUAUCGAUUUUAUCUUUGUUGAUAUUAACCCCUUUCACAAUCGCUAUGGAAGGCCCACAAAUGUGGGAAGUUGGUUGGCAAACUGCAUUAACACAAAUUGGGCCCAACUUCAUUUGGUGGGUGGUGGCACAAAGUGUGUUUUAUCAUUUAUACAACCAAGUGUCAUAUAUGUCAUUGGAUCAAAUAUCUCCUUUGACAUUUAGCAUUGGAAACACAAUGAAGCGAAUAUCAGUUAUUGUGUCUUCAAUUAUCAUCUUUCAUACACCUGUCCAACCUGUCAAUGCACUUGGAGCUGCAAUUGCUAUCCUUGGAACCUUCAUUUAUUCCCAGGCAAAACCGUAAAAAUGGUAUAGAAGGUGGAUGUGUUUUCAUGAGUAGAUGUAAAGACGGAGGGAACUCUUUUUAUAUUGAGUUGUGUUACAAGUGUAGGAACCGAAGACUCUUUAGUGCCAAAGUUGCAGACAGAUCAAUCGUGUGUGCGCCUUUUGGCAUGUGUUGUUUGAAACAUUGAUCAAGCUAUUGAGAGUAGUUGCGACAUUUAGAUAGCAAAAUAAGAAUAUUGUGCUUUUUUGGGACAAAUUGAGGCA
Messenger RNA from Lactuca virosa, 1670 nucleotides. Lineage: Eukaryota; Viridiplantae; Streptophyta; Magnoliopsida; Asterales; Asteraceae. The record is from the annotation of a GenBank genome assembly.